Messenger RNA from Drosophila yakuba, 6322 nucleotides. Its product is annotated as cocaine esterase. The transcript has 3 exons. The record is from RefSeq and is a predicted model, not a curated record. Lineage: Eukaryota; Metazoa; Arthropoda; Insecta; Diptera; Drosophilidae. Bases 3704 to 5761 code for a protein of 685 amino acids.
GUCUGCAGAGCCGUUAAAUUAGGCUUAAAGCAACCGACGGCACAGGCAACUUCUGUGCAUUGUUUUGUUAAAUACUUUACUUAAAUGGCCCACUGCCUGUUUGCUUUUUGUAGUUCCUGCUAAUUACGUAAUACCCGCGGCCCAGUACAGUGUUUUUCGCAGCUCCAAUUUAUGUUUCAAAUACUUUCGCUGUUUAUUAAAGGAGCUGCAUGUCACACGCCUUUCUAAUUAACAAAUAACUCGCACAAUUUGCUUUUAAUAUUUUUAGUUUUAAUGGUGUACUGUUUAUACAAAUCAGGUAGCUGCAACACGAUUUUGCUGGCAAUUGCCACUUGUGCACCCACUGCGUAUGCGUAACAAAAUGCACUUAAAAUGUUUGAAUUUUAAAAAUAUUUGUGCUAAUGAAAUCAAAGGCCAGCCCGAAAAGUCAGGAAUUUAUUUAAUUUCUGUCCAAAAGUGUAUGUCAAACCGGGGCUCAACUAAUGGGAUUUAUCCAUGAAAAAAAUGCAUGCAUAAAUUCAUCGCACAAAUGUCUGGUCAAAUUCUAUCACAAGUGUUUACGACUCGUUAACUAAACGAUUUCGUACACAAACGUGCAACAAAUAUUUGCAGAGAUACGCCAAAAGCAACAACGACGACAUCUGAUGCUAUUGUUUAGCAAAAAUAUGAAAAUAUGCAACACAAUUUGAAUCGGUGAAGCAGUCAACCUCCGACAUAGUAUCAGCAGGACCAGAAACAGAAGCCAUAGCAAUCAGGCAGCAACCCACAUCCCUCACAUUUUUCAUCUCGGAAAAUUGUGAAGAGGAAAUUGGGGGAAAUAUACGCAGCUUGCUCUGGCAGAAAACUAAAAACUUUGCCAGGCAUUUUGUACAUACAUACAUAUAUAUAUAUAUAUACAGAAAUGUGGAGCAACAAGAAACAAUUGGCUUUUAUUGAAGUAAAAUUUAAUAAAGAAGUUUUCAAUAUGUUUUGGCAAUAUGUAAACAAUCAACUCGGCUCCAAAAAUCAUAAAUAUUUUCAUUACGACAAUGCAACAAAGGCCAAACUUUCGGCGACUUGAGUGUUUCUGCCUCUAGUGUCCUUGUUGUUGCUAUUUUUCUACUUCGAGUGCAGCUGCCAAAAUUUCUCAAUAUGCACUGCACAAAUAUUUGUAUAAAUUUCAGUACAAUUUGUGUUUUCAUUAAAGGUCUUCGCUUACAAGUGUUGACUGCACGAUUUGUGUCAAACGUUUUUCUGACGAAUUUAUUGGACGAAGGCAAAAAUAUUAUCAGCACUUAAAUGUCACCACAAUCUGUAGCCUUUGGUCGGCAAACAGCUUGAACCGAAGGCAAAGUAGAGAAAAGUUGGCUGGGAAAAGGGAAGUCCAAUUGAAUUCCAGGUGGUGAAAUGGAAGUUGGAAUUUAUAGGGCCCCGAGAAAAAUUUGGUAAUCUGAAUUGAUUUACACCAUUGGUAGGAACAUUUCCAUGAGCAUGGUUUGGAUUUUUAAAUGCCUCAGUCUAUAACCACCUAGAUUUAGUUUCAAUCUUAAUUUGAAAAUUUAUAACAGCAUGCUAUUCAUAGGAAUUUCGCAUCCCCUGAUAUGAUUUAUAAUACGUAUAGACGGGCAAUUACCAAAAAUUCACCUGCCAUGCCUAUGCCGUCAGCCUUAACCGGGUUUUUCCCGGCACUCGGCCAGGCUAAUUUGUUUAGAGCCAACUUGACCACACACACACACAAAUACAUCUGCAUAUGGGACAAACUAGGCCGACAUUGCCAUUUAUAAUAAUUGAACAGCGACCCGCACAAAACCAAACUGCGAACCGCCAACGUUCGCUGGCAUAAAUUGAUUAACUUCCUAUUGACCAGGCCAAAAGGUAUGCGGGGGCGUCGGGGAAAAGGCGGGGGACACGGCCACGCCAGUGGAGCGAACAUUUAAAUGUGCACUUUGUGCUCUAUAAUUAACCGAAAAUUAUGUGCGUCGCUCUAGCUAAACCAUAUUAAGUGUAACACUUUGAAAUUUCCAUUAUUUUCUUAAUUGUAUUUUGUUUUCGAGGUUUUUGAGAUCUACGAUCUAGAUCGCAUAAGAUAUCUAAUGAAUAAUUGAACCUUUGGCCAGUACAAUUUAUGCAGUAAAUUUGUGUUAGAACGAGCUAAUUAUUUUGGCCAGUGCAUUUUUGUACGUCCAGCAGAUUGGAGGCUUGUGGGGGCGAUAUUGUGCUGGUAAUCCGCGUAGGUCUACAAACAAAUUACGAUUUAAACUAAUUAAAAUACAUAAAUGUGGGGACGUGAUGCUGGAACACUCGCAGCUCUCCUCCAACUCGCUCAUCCAAGUUAAUUGCGGCCAUUCCGGCACAGGGCAUCCAGCGAUCCACCGCCCAACUCCACAGACCGGAACUCCGCAACGGCGAGCAGAGUCACCGACUCUCUGGCAAACUAACAACGACGAGGGAUUGGGACUCGUACUUGGAAUCGGAAUCGGAUCCAUUUCAUCCCAUUCCAUGCCAUGGCAUUCAGUCACCACCGGCAACAGCAUGUUGGGCAAGUGGGGAAAUUACGGCAGCAUUAUGGUACAUUAUCUGCUGCAGACCCCAAAAAUCCAGCGACAACUUCAUUCGCCGCAGGAGGGAGUGAGAUGGCACGCGGGCGGGAAAGGGAGAGAGAGUUGUGAAGCAGAGAAAAAUUUAUGUUUGACAUUAACAGCAGUGCGGAAUUCAAUGAAAAACAAGAACGAGGGAGGGUCGUGAAGUUGCGUCUCAUUAAAAUAGUUGAUAAAAUGUUGUUAUCAUUUGCUAAAGUUAUAAAAUCGAUAGUAUGUAUAACUAACACUGGGUUUUUUUAGAAACUGUAGAUAAAUCUAAUCUCAUUAUUGUUUUAGUUUGCUGAAAAAGACUUCCCAAAGAAUAUGCCAGAAUGCUGACCAAUUUGAGCGUAUAAUAUAGACUGCCCAAGACAAUUUAAUUAAUUGAUCACAUGUGAGAUGAAUUCAGUCCGAUUCUGCGAAAUGCCGAGGCACAACCUAUGCCUCACUGAGUGGCACACUGUUUAAUGAGUAAUUAGUUUAUAUGAUGAAAGUGAUGAAAUGUUAAAAACCCUGUAGAAAUUUAAGGAAACAAUGCUAGAUACCAAACUAUAGCUCUUCUAUCCGCCGAUCCACCCUCGUUGGAACUUAAUUGUGGGCAUUCGAGAGGGCCGCCUCAUGGGUUUUAGGGUCCAGAUCGACAUAUAGUUGAGCUCCGUUACCAUGGCUGUAUAAACAACCUCCCCAACGCGCCGCUGCUUUCCACACUCAUUUCGUUGCUGAAUGGAAUGGAUGGCAUGUUGGUGGUGUCGCUGGUGUUUUGAUCUAUGGAUGCAUGAAUGAUUCGCUGCGCACCGCAGCAGCAACAGCAACAACGGCGUAAUGACACCAGAAAACAAUUGAAAUAAUUUUAGCAGAAAUUUUUGUUAGCUCACCGACCCAGGGCAGCUAACUUUAUUCGUGGUGUGUGUGCUUGACCAUUUUUUUUUUGUGUGCCUCAGUUUUCAUUUCAACUCCAAGCGGACGAAAAGUUGCAGCGAAAAAAUCGAAAUUUCUGUGAAAUUAUAUAUAUAUAUAUUGUGGUCGAAAAAACCGCUUAAAAAAGGCGUACGAUAAUUAAUAAAUGCGCUUAAAUGCGCCAUGAACUAUGCAAAAGUUAUGUGCUAAAAGUGAGAGUUCAUAAGUGAGCAUUGCAACUGGCAAUCAUGUGGAAUGCAUUAAGGAUUCAACAGAUUUUGCGGCUACUCCCGAUUCUGCUUCACCUGUCGCCGUUCUGUUCGGCCCAACAGACUCACAUUAAGUUGGAGCAGGGCGAUCUCAUUGGGCUCAAGGUCUUUCCGGAUGGGACACGUGGCGCUGUCUACGCCUUCUUGGGCAUUCCCUACGCCCAGGCUCCCCUCAACGAACUACGAUUUGCUCCCGCCAAGCCGAGCUCCAGUUUCAAUCGCACCCUCCAGGCCACCACCAUGCAGCCCCUAUGUCCGCAGCUCGCGAACACCAUCUACGACGAGAGCUCCGAUGGCGGCGUGCCGAGAUCAGUGAGCACCGACGAGGACUGCCUGUACCUGAACAUUUGGACGCCGGAGUCGGGGAUGCGGUAUGGCAAGCUGCCCGUAGUGGUCAUUGUCACGGGUGAGGAGUUCGCCUACGACUGGCCCAGAAAUCGCAUCAAUGGCUUGGAUCUCGCUGGAGAGGGCAUUGUGGUGGUCAGUGUCCAGUACCGAAAUAAUAUCUACGGAUGGCUGAGUCUGGGCGAACAGCACCGUAAUGUGCCUGGCAAUUAUGGACUUAGUGAUGUUCAGAUGGCACUGCGUUGGAUUCAAAGGAAUGCAGAUGCCUUUGGCGGCAAUCCAGAUCACAUUACUCUCCUGGGGCAUGGGAGUGGAGGAGCCCCUCUGGCACUGGUUGCUACGCUGGAGGAUUCCAGCUUAGUAAAACAGCUGGUGCUCAUGUCACCAGGUCCUAUUAUGCGUGCCUUGGGCCAGAGUCACCAAAAGCGGAUAGUGGAAACUGGUCAGGUGCUGGUACAGAAAUUGGGCUGCCAAUUUGAGGAGGCCCAACGUCGCCAGUUGAUGGGUUGUCUUAGGCGCAAGAGCCGGGAGGACUUGCUCCGUGCCUACGAAAGCGUCUAUAACCAUGGCAACGGAAGCUCCCAGCUGGGAGUAAUUCUACCUGAAGGUUUGCCACUCGAACAACGGCUUCGUAACAAAACAUUGCCCCCCGUACUUCUGGGCAUCACCUCCAACGAAGGAGCCUUCCUGCAGGACUAUUGGCUGGAUGUGGCCAGGGAGGGUCAGGUGGCGCUUCAUAGGUACAUCAAUCACACAUUGUUGCCAAGUGUGAUGCGAGCACUGGAGUCGGUGGGUGAGGAGAGCUCCUCCCAACUGGCGGCCAUUAGAUGGAGGUACUUCAAUGGCAAAGGAGAUGGAGUCAGUCACUUGCUGACUGGAAUGCAACGCUUACUCUCGGAAUCGCUCUAUGAGUUACCCUUCUCACGACUCUUGGAGCUUCUGAAUGGAACCAUUAGCUAUGCCUACGUAUUCGACCAAUCCCACUCCAUGGACAUGCGAGGCAAACGGAAUCUUUUCGGGGGAGCCUCCCACAGCUCAGAUCUGCCACUUCUGCUAGGUCCGAGUCUGUUCCAGCAGAUAGCUCGUCGCAGAUUUAGUGGCGAAGAGGAGCAGCUUUGUCGGAAAAUAAGAGGCGCCUUUGCGAACUUCAUUAAAAAUGGCAACCCCACACCGGGGCGGAUUUACGACGGAUGGUUACCCUAUAACAAGGAGAACCCAUUCGUUUAUAGCUUGGGAGAACAAGCAAAGACCCCGCAGACAGGAUCAGUGGAUGAAGCCGAGGUGGAUAAGCUACUUAAAGGGGAGACAGAAGCCCAAGGACUAGAUAGAAGCUUAUCGCGUACCAACCGCCACGAUACCUAUAGAGCAGCACCCUCCAAUUCAUACAGGGCCAGCAAUCAACUGGACUCGGGUUACUCCAAUCACUUGCAAAAGGUUUACGGCUUCUGGCAGGUGCUAAUGCCCUUGGAACGGGAGGAUGACUUGAGGGGAGGAGGAGCUCUGGGCCAGCGAGUACGGCUCUUAGAGGCGAGUGCCGAUGCAGCACGCUACCGCCAGGGAUUCUAUGCAAUGCUGGGGCUAGUAUGCCUGCUCCUUGCCUGCCUGUGCCUGUGCGUUUAUCUUCUCAAAAGAGACCCGAAUGCAAUGCGAAGACGCAGUGCGUCCUCGACUUCAGAUUGCUACAGCUUAUGACAUAAGUGGUUUCGUUGGACGACCAUCUUUGGGGGCCGCAAGGACGAGGUACCAUCGACCUCGGGCAUUGCUAAUGUCGAGUCCUGGCGCAAAGGUGGUCGUGCAACGAAACGGGAGCAGGAUGGAAGCGGAGCAGCUGAGUCUGGAGUCGGGGAAGGUAAUCUUGAGGGGGACCGACGAGACCAGGUCCUCAACAAACAGCGGACAAGACGUCCACGUCAGUUGCAGCCGUACGAUUACAAGAUUACCUACCCUGUUGGAGGAGCAGGAGUUGGAGCAGGAUUCGGAACAGGAUCAGCAGAAGGUGUUAGAAAUGGAGCAGGAACAAGAGGUGGAACGGGUCCGGGAAUUGGAGGUACACUUGGAACUGUUGAGGAACUCCUGGACCCUGUCGCCGGCAAAUUCGAGCCGAGUGUGGCUGUUAGGAACUGGCAGUACCAGUUGACUUGUGAUAAGUUCUAAAUGCAACCAAAAAUGUUCAUUGUAGUUUUGUAUGUGUACUUUUAACUUAAAUGUUUACACUUCUCCGUGAUUAAAUAAACCAACAUUUUACACGUUUAA